Knipowitschia caucasica is the source of this 333-nucleotide messenger RNA. The record is from the annotation of a GenBank genome assembly. Lineage: Eukaryota; Metazoa; Chordata; Actinopteri; Gobiiformes; Gobiidae.
AUGAAGCACCUCCCUCACCGCAGCAGUGACUCCUCUCUGCACAUGAAGCACCUCCCUCACCGCAGCAGUGACUCCUCUCUGCACAUGAAGUACCUCCCUCACCGCAGCAGUGACUCCUCUCUGCACAUGAAGCACCUCCCUCACCGCAGCAGUGACUCCUCUCUGCACAUGAAGCACCUCCCUCACCGCAGCAGUGACUCCUCUCUGCACAUGCUUAUUGCUGCAUGCUCUGAUCUAUAUUGGGAAUCCUCAUCCGCAUCUCCAGAGGAAGUCCAUAAGAACAAAGCCGCCUUUGAGCUGCACAGGCCUCUGUGUCACCGCCGCCGCAGGUGA